CUUGUCCCCACCCGGAAAAGGAAAAAAACAAAGAGAGAGAAGAGACGCAGGAACCCGCUUCCUUUCUUUCUUCCUUACUCGCAAACAUGGCUACCGACUCAAACGCGCCCGCUGCCGAUGGUGCUUUUACCGAUGUUCCCGAAGGGGAUAUCGAGUCCAACUGGGACGAGGUCGUCGACAAGUUCGAUGACAUGAAGCUUCGUGAGGAGCUUCUCCGUGGUAUCUACGCCUACGGUUUCGAGCGUCCUUCCGCCAUUCAACAGCGCGCCAUCCUCCCUGUCAUCAAGGGUCACGAUGUGAUUGCUCAGGCUCAAUCUGGAACCGGAAAGACCGCAACCUUCUCCAUCUCGGCCCUUCAGUCCAUCGACGUGUCGAAGAAGGAGACUCAGGCUCUUAUCCUCGCCCCCACCCGGGAGUUGGCCCAGCAGAUCCAGAAGGUCGUCAUCGCUCUCGGUGACUACAUGGGCAUUGAGUGCCACGCCUGCAUUGGUGGUACCAACGUCCGUGACGACAUGCGCAAGCUCGAGGAAGGAGCCCACGUCGUUGUCGGUACCCCCGGUCGUGUCUUUGACAUGAUCAACCGUCGCGCUCUCAAGGCCGAAUCCAUCAAGAUGUUCAUUCUUGAUGAGGCCGAUGAGAUGUUGUCCCGCGGAUUCACCGAACAGAUCUACGAGGUCUUCCAGCUUCUGCCCCCGGCCACCCAGGUCGUCCUCCUUUCCGCCACGAUGCCCGCUGAGGUUUUGGAAGUCACCAAGCGCUUCAUGAGGGACCCCGUCCGUAUCCUCGUCAAGAGGGAUGAGCUGACCCUUGAAGGUCUCAAGCAGUUCUUCGUCGCCGUCGAGAAGGAGGAGUGGAAGCUCGACACCCUUUGCGACUUGUACGAGACUGUCACCAUCACCCAGGCUGUCAUUUUCUGCAACACCCGCAGGAAGGUCGACUGGCUUACCGAGAAGAUGCACGCCCGCGACUUCACUGUCUCCGCCAUGCACGGAGACAUGACCCAGCAAGAGCGUGACGUCAUCAUGAAGGAGUUCCGUUCCGGAUCUUCCCGUGUCCUCAUCACCACGGACCUGCUCGCCCGUGGUAUCGAUGUCCAGCAGGUUUCCCUGGUCAUCAACUACGACCUGCCCUCCAACCGUGAAAACUACAUCCACCGUAUCGGUCGUUCCGGACGUUUCGGUCGUAAGGGAGUCGCCAUCAACUUUGUUGCCGCUGAGGAUGUCCGCAUGUUGCGCGACAUUGAGUCCUUCUACAACACCCAAGUUGAGGAGAUGCCCAUGAACAUUGCUGAGCUCAUCUCCUAGAUGUGCCCAACCAGCACAGGAUCCCAGCCACCUCACCGUACGAACGAUCCGUCCCUGCAAAGCCACUUCCUGUUCUUCCGUCAGGGAGGUUGGAGGCGGCAGUUCGCAGGGCAGAAAUGCAAGCAGCUUCCCUUCCCUUCAGCGAUUUCGAAAAUCGUUGGGUUGUCAGU
Molecule: messenger RNA, 1474 nt
Organism: Fimicolochytrium jonesii
Lineage: Eukaryota; Fungi; Chytridiomycota; Chytridiomycetes; Spizellomycetales; Powellomycetaceae
Product: P-loop containing nucleoside triphosphate hydrolase protein
Exons: 6
Coding region: 87-1304 (405 amino acids)
Molecular function (GO): ATP binding; RNA helicase activity; RNA binding
Source: RefSeq, a predicted model, not a curated record